Molecule: messenger RNA, 1437 nt
Organism: Anisakis simplex (herring worm)
Lineage: Eukaryota; Metazoa; Nematoda; Chromadorea; Rhabditida; Anisakidae
Source: the annotation of a GenBank genome assembly
AUGGGUGGUUCCACAAUGAAAACUGCAAAAGUUUGGCGUUAUUUCGAUCAGUUACCGACUGAAGAACAGGCUGCCGAAUGCAAGAUAUGCUGCAAGAAGAUCAAAGCAACCAACAGCAGUACUACCGGUAUGAUACGUCAUUUGAGAAGUUGCCACGUUAACGAAUACCAACUUCUUCAAGAAGCACGACAAAACGGCCUUAUCCUCAAACAAGAAGAGAAGUCCAGAUCAACCGUACCAAAACAACCGAUUGAAAUCAAAAAACAAAAACCGAAAGAAAUCAGUGCACACACAAUUGCAAAUCUUAUUGCUUCACCUCAACAGGAAGUGGCCAAAUGUGCUAUCGAAAGUUGUUCCACUCAAAACAAACCAAUUAUCUCAAACGAUAUGCCACCAGUACUGAAAAAAGCAAAAUAUGAAGAGUGCAAUGCAGUUGAUUUACGGAUUGAAAAGACGACGACUGCAUCUUCAAAUCGCUCCUCAUCAGCCAGUCAUGCGAACAGUCAAGAUCGACGACCAUACCAAAAACCUGCAGCUGGUGCUAGAUUAAGUGGAGGCACAGCAGUGGAAAAGACUCGUAGCGUGUUGAAAGAAGCGUCUUUCUUUUGGCCUGAGGAUCAUCCGGAUGCAAAACGGAUCACCAACCAAGUUGGUUUAAUGCUUCUUCUUGACAACGAAUCGCCAGCGGCUGUGGAUCGUGCCGGUUUCAGAGGACUUUUGCGAUUACUCGAACCAAAAUAUCGUAUGCCAUCAGCUGAAAAGUUCCAGAAAGUGAUCAUUCCACAAAUUUUUAAUCAACUAAAAUCUGAUCUAGUUGGCUUCCAGCAAAGCUUCUUCCAAAAUAAGUUAGUUCCAUUCUGCUGCUUUUCACAUUUUCCGUUUGGUGUGGACACAUCUUCGAAUGUUAUCGAUGCAAGCACUCUGGCGCAGUUCACAAAGCCAAUGCUUCAGCAACAUAAAAAUGCACUUAACGUUCAGCCUGAACAGUGUGAACUAGAUCGUGUGGUGAUCAAUUCAAUCCGCUCUGCACAAAAUAUCUCACAAAGUUUCUCACAUAGUAUUCAACUAUGCGAUGAAGAGUCUGAAUCGAGCACAGAUCCCGAUUCAGUGCUUCUGUCGCGUAUCGAUACUUUUCUUGAACGAAUCGGGAAGUAUGUCUUCCCACAGACAGAAGUGGUAGAACUGUUACGAAGAUGUUAUGGAAUUGUACGUCAUUUGGAGAACAGUCCGGAAGAUGCGACGACAGUGUUAGGUGCGGCAAUGAACGGUACGCAGAGUGCUGACCUAUCGAAGUGCAUUGAAUUUGUGGCCAAUAAUCUAGCAGCUAUACAUGCGCUGCAUUCUCAUCGUCCGUUCACCAGCUCAUUCAAGCCUUUCUCAAGCGAAGAGGCUCAGUUCCUUUCUGAUCUCAAUGCACAUGUUUCAUCCACUUUAUAA